CAAGUGACGUCAACGUUUGUGCUGCUGGCAGAAUACUAGUUCAUCUCGCGACCAGACUUUGUAGUGGGGACAAUCAUAACCGUCUUGAUUUGGGAUAUUUCCAUUUUUAUUUAGUUUUUACAAGGAAUUGGUUUAUCUUAUUAUUAGUUUGGCUUAUUAUCAAAAAUAUCAAUGAUGGCCUGCUCCGGGUUCACCUGCUCCAAGCACUCCCUCUGUGCGCUCAAUAUCCUUUAUGUUUUGGUGAGUCUGCUGAUGAUCGGCAUCGCUGCAUGGGGGAAGUGGUUCGGCCUGGUGUCCAGCUUCCAGGUGGUGGGCGGAGUCAUUGGAGUGGGCGUUUUCCUGUUCUUUGUGGCGUUGGUCGGCCUCAUCGGGGCCGUGAAGCACCACCAGGUCCUACUCUUCUUCUAUAUGAUCAUCCUCUUCAUGGUGUUCAUCGUCCAGUUCUCUGUCUCCAGCGCCUGUCUGGCCAUCAACAAGGAUCAGCAGGAACAACUGUUGGAGGUGGGAUGGAACAACUCUCAUACCACCCAGAGAGACGUAGAGAAGAGUCUCAACUGCUGUGGCUUCUACCACGUAGACAACAACGGGACCUGUGACGCUGCCUGUUUCCCCAACCACUCCUGUUCACCGUGUGCUGAGCACAUCCAGGCGCAUGCAGGAGAGGUGUUGCGCUUCGUGGGCGGGAUAGGCCUCUUCUUCAGUUUCACUGAGAUCCUGGGGGUGUGGCUAACGUAUCAAUACAGGAACCAGAAAGACCCUCGAGCCAAUCCCAGUGCCUUCCUGUAACUGCUGGCAACUGCUGGCUCUGCACCAUUCCCCCCUCACCCCACACCCUGGAAGUGGCUAACCCUCCUCCUGGAGAGCUACUGGAUGUGCAGGCUUUUGCUCCAGCCCUACUCUAACUAACACUAACACAGCUGAUUCUAAACAAAUUAGUUGCUCAUCGGGUCUAUUUUCAGCUAAAUCGGUUGUAUUAGUUAAAGCGGGACCAAAGUAAAAGCCUGCAGUAGCUCUCCUGGUGGAGGUGGGUUUUCCGCCUGUUUUAGGGACUGUGUUUGUAAAUAAGCGAGUGACUUGUGUGUGUUUUCACCAGCUGAGCGAAGCGGCAGGCCUUUGUGUGGUGUUUCAUAAAGGUGUGUGUCUGGAAAAGAACUGGGUCGUGUUCAUUAGGGCACUAAACAGGAGAAAACUGACUGAGACAGGAGGAACUACAUUUUCCUUCACAUUUCCAGUUGCAAACUGUUUUCUGUUGUGUGCCCUAAAGAACACGACCGGCUGUAUAUUAAAAUGCUGCAUGAGUCUAUUACCCUAAUAGGACACCUGAGGCCACUCCCAAUCCGAAUCAUAUGCUGUAUUUAACCUCUCAUACGUAUGUGGCUCUGCUUCCGAUGACAAAUCUCUUGGAAUCAACGUUUUCAGAGAAUACAUUUGAUAUUUGAUACACCCUUGAUGGGCAAGCGUUCAGUAUGCUCAGACCAGUAUUAGAACAUGUGAACUGUGAUGUUGUGACUACUGAAUGACUCCUGUAUUACAAACAAUGACUGACAUAAUGAAGAACAGUUUGUAAUAUUUUGAGCGCAUGGCGAUUGAAGAUAUCAUUGAAUAUUUGUACAUUUGAUUUUAACACUCAAUAACAGGACUGUAGCGUGCUGUUGACAGUUGUGUGCUGUAACUACAUAACUACAGCUAUUUAAGCAGCUUGUUGUUGCCUUUACUUGAAGUCAUCAUGCUACACAGUAUUCAACAAAAAAGUUGUUCUUUAUGUAUAUUUCUGUGUAAACAUUCCUAAUUAUUAGAAAUCUGCUAAACCAAAUGCAUUAAUGUAAGAGUCAAUUGCUUAUGCCGUCUGAAUAUCAACACUAUGUAAUUCUGGGGAAGACUGACCUGAAAACAAAAUAUGAUCCACUUUGUUCUGCUGAUAGUGAUUCAAAGCCUGGCAGUCGAUUGUGCUGCUGCAUCAUGUCUCUGCUAGUAUGUGCUGCUGCAUCAUGUCUCUGUUAUUAUGUGCUGCUGCAUCAUGUCUGCUAGUAUGUGCUGCUGCAUCAUGUCUCUGCUAGUAUGUGUUGCUGCAUCAUGUCUCUGCUAGUAUGUGCUGCUGCAUCAUGUCUCUGCUAGUAUUUGCUGCUGCAUCAUGUCUCUGCUAGUAUGUGUUGCUGCAUCAUGUCUCUGCUAGUAUGUGCUGCUGCAUCAUGUCUCUGCUAGUAUGUGCUGCUGCAUCAUGUCUCUGCUUGUAUGUGCUGCUGCAUCAUGUCUCUGCUAGCAUGUGCUGCUGCAUCAUGUCUCUGCUAGUAUGUGCUGCUGCACCAUGUCUCUGAUUGUAUGUGCUGCUGCAUCAUGUUUCUGCUUGUAUGUGUUGCUGCAUCAUGUCUCUGCUUGUAUGUGCUGCUGCAUCAUGUCUCUGCUAGCAUGUGCUGCUGCAUCAUGUCUCUGCUUGUAUGUGCUGCUGCAUCAUGUCUCUGCUAGUGUGUGCUGCUGCAUCAUGUCUCUGCUUGUAUGUGCUGCUGCAUCAUGUCUCUGCUUGUAUGUGUUGCUGCAUCAUGUCUCUGCUAGCAUGUGUUGCAUCAUGUCUCUGCUUGUAUGUUCUGCUGCAUCAUGUCUCUGUUUGUAUGUGCUGCUGCAUCAUGUCUCUGCUUGUAUGUGCUGCUGUAUCAUGUCUCUGCUUGUAUGUGCUGCUGCUACUGAUGGUUCUGUGAACUAGGUACCUGAGCCUUUGUACAAGAAAUCACAAUAAAAUUGAUAUUUUACAUCUA
Molecule: messenger RNA, 2750 nt
Organism: Salvelinus fontinalis (brook trout)
Lineage: Eukaryota; Metazoa; Chordata; Actinopteri; Salmoniformes; Salmonidae
Product: tetraspanin-13-like
Exons: 6
Coding region: 172-786 (204 amino acids)
Cellular component (GO): membrane
Source: RefSeq, a predicted model, not a curated record